Ochotona princeps (American pika) is the source of this 1465-nucleotide messenger RNA. RefSeq names its product keratin, type I cuticular Ha3-I. The transcript is spliced from 7 exons. The record is from RefSeq and is a predicted model, not a curated record. Lineage: Eukaryota; Metazoa; Chordata; Mammalia; Lagomorpha; Ochotonidae. Gene Ontology annotation, molecular function: structural molecule activity. Bases 13 to 1227 code for a protein of 404 amino acids.
CCUCCCAGCACCAUGCCCUACAACUUCUGCCUGUCCAACAUGAGCUGCCGCUCCACCUGCUCCUCCAGGCCCUGUGUACCUCCCAGCUGCCACAGCUGCACCCUGCCCGGGGCCUGCAACAUCCCUGCCAAUGUGGGCAACUGCAACUGGUUCUGUGAGGGCUCCUUCAAUGGCAGUGAGAAGGAGACCAUGCAGUUCCUGAACGACCGCCUGGCCAGCUACCUGGAGAAGGUGCGGCAGCUGGAGCGGGAGAAUGCAGAACUGGAGAGCCUGAUCCAGGAGAGGUGCCAGCCCCAGGAGCCCCUGCUGUGCCCCAGCUACCAGUCGUACUUCCGGACCAUCGAGGAGCUGCAGCAGAAGAUCCUGUGCGGCAAGUCUGAGAAUGCCAGGCUGGUGGUACAGAUCGACAAUGCCAAGCUGGCUUCAGAUGACUUCAGGACCAAGUAUGAGACGGAACGGUCGCUGCGGCAGCUGGUGGAGGCCGACAUCAACGGGCUGCGUAGAAUCCUGGAUGAGCUGACCCUGUGCAAGUCCGACCUGGAGGCGCAGGUGGAGUCGCUGAAGGAGGAGCUGCUGUACCUGAAGCAGAACCACGAGCAGGAAGUCAAUACCCUGCGCUGCCAGAUCGGAGACCGCCUCAACGUGGAGGUGGAUGCUGCCCCCACCGUGGAUCUCAACCGUGUGCUCAAUGAGACCAGGUGCCAGUACGAGGCUGUGGUGGAGACCAACCGCAGGGAAGUGGAGGAAUGGUUCGCCACACAGACGGAGGAGCUGAACAAGCAGGUGGUGUCCAGCUCAGAGCAGCUGCAGUCCUACCAGGCUGAGAUCAUUGAGCUGAGACGCACGGUCAACGCCCUGGAGAUCGAGCUGCAGGCCCAGCACAACCUGAGGAACUCCCUGGAGAACACGCUGACAGAGAGCGAGGCCCGCUACAGCUCCCAGCUGUCGCAGGUGCAAUGCAUGAUCACCAACGUGGAGUCGCAGCUGGGUGAGAUCCGGGCUGACCUGGAGCGGCAGAACCAGGAGUACCAGGUGCUGCUGGACGUGCGUGCACGGCUGGAGUGUGAGAUCAACACGUACCGGGGCCUGUUGGAGAGCGAGGACUGCAAGCUCCCUAGCAACCCCUGUGCCACCACCAAUGCGUGUGAGAAACCCAUUGGGCCCUGUGUCGCCAACCCCUGUGUGCAGCGUGGUCGGUGUGGGCCUUGCAACACCUUUGGGCGGUAAAGGCCCUGCUGCCAGCUGGAGGAGGAGUCCUAUGAACCCCCAGUGCAGCUCCAGCCCAGCUUCUCCAACAUGACCACACACUGUGGCUGGGGAGUAGAGAUCCUUCCAAGAGUACCAGCUCCCAGGGACAGCUCUCAUAGAGCUCCAACUUCCCUGGCCUUGUCCUUCAGCCCAGACCCUGCAGUCUGCCUUCUGAGUCACACAGAGAAACCCACACCAGGAUCAAGUGACAUCUUUG